AUGGCCGUGCUGCUCUUCCCUGUGCAGCUGCUGGCAGUGGCUGUCACUAUUUACCUAGAGCUGGUGAGGUCUGCUCAAGGCGGUGUCUACUAUGGGAUCAAGCAGCUGCCACCCCAGGUGCCCCAGUACCAACCCCUUGGACAACAAGUACCUCACAUGCCGCUGGGCAAGGAAGGCAUCCCAAUGCCGCACAUGGGCAAGGAGGUGCCCCACAUGUUUUUUUUAAGCCCCCCCCUGCCUCAGUACAUGAAGGAGGUCCCGCAGAUGCCUCUGCUCGGCAAGGACAUGGCUCCCAAGAAAGAGAAAGAAGUACCUGUGCGCAGUCUGAGGGGCGAGCAAGGUCCUCCCGGUGAGCCUGGACCAAGAGGGCCACCAGGGCCACCAGGAUUACCAGGUCAUGGUGUGCCAGGAGCCAAAGGAAAACCAGGCCCACAAGGAUACCCAGGAAUUGGGAAGCCGGGUUUGCCAGGGAUGCCAGGGAAACCAGGGGUCAUGGGGCCCCCAGGGCCAAGAGGGGAGAUGGGGCCGAAGGGGGAGAUUGGGCCCAUGGGGAUACCUGGGCCACAAGGACCACCAGGGCCUCACGGGCUUCCAGGCAUAGGGAAAGCAGGUCCUCCAGGGCUGCAGGGACAGCCGGGGCCAAAGGGCGAGCCCGGGAUGAAGGGGCCCCCAGGAGCCCCUGGGAUCCCAGGGCCAAAAGGGGAGAAGGGUGUUGGGAUCCCGGGUUUGCCCGGGCUGAAGGGUCCGCCUGGGCUGCCUGGCCCCCCUGGCCCCGUGGGCCUGCCAGGGGUGGGCAAGCCGGGCAUGGUCGGCUUCCCCGGCCCGCAGGGACCCCUGGGCAAACCCGGACCCCCAGGAGAGCUGGGGCUGCAGGGGCCCCCGGGGGCCCCCGGGAUCCAAGCCCCUCCCGGCCUGCCCGGUGUGGGCAAACCUGGCCAGGACGGUGUCCCCGGCCAGCCGGGGCUGCAGGGGUUUCCGGGGAAGCCAGGCUUUCCUGGGGAAGUGGGGGCCCCUGGGCUGCGGGGGCUGCCGGGCCCCACAGGGCCCAAGGGGGAGGCCGGGCAAAAAGGCUUGCCAGGGCUGCCGGGCGUCCCAGGGCUCAUGGGACCGAAGGGUGAGCCAGGGCUCCCCGGUGCCCAGGGGCUGCAGGGCCCCUCGGGCAUCCCGGGCAUCGCGGGACCCAGUGGUCCCAUCGGCCCCCCAGGGCUGCCGGGGGCAAAGGGGGAGCCCGGCCUGCCCGGACCCCCUGGCUUCCCUGGCGUGGGCAAACCUGGCGCCGCAGGGCUGCAAGGACCCCCAGGAAAGCCUGGGGCGCUUGGUCCCCCUGGUCAGCCAGGCCUUCAAGGGCCGCCAGGCCCCCCUGGGCCCCCAGGUCCCCCAGUCAUCAUCCCACCCACUCCACCGGCCGUAGGACAGUACCUGCCUGAGGUGGGGCCAGGGAUAGAGGGCGUCAAGCCCCCCUACGGCUACAUGGGUAAGAAAGGCAAGGCUGGCGGCGCUGUCUAUGAGAUGCCUGCAUUCACGGCGGAGCUCCUCACCCCCUUCCCCCGGGUUGGGGUGCCCGUGAAGUUUGACAAGCUCCUCUACAACGGCCGGCAGAACUACAACCCCCAGACGGGGAUCUUCACCUGUGAGAUCCCCGGCAUCUACUACUUCGCCUACCACGUCCACUGUAAAGGGGCCAGCGUCUGGGUGGCGUUGUUCAAGAACAACGAGCCGCUGAUGUACACCUAUGACGAGUACAAGAAGGGCUUCCUGGACCAGGCUUCAGGCAGUGCCGUUGUCCAGCUGAUGCACGGAGACAAGGUUUACGUUCAAAUGCCAUCCGAGCAGGCGGCAGGACUCUAUGCUGGGCAGUACGUUCAUUCGUCUUUUUCAGGAUAUUUAUUGUAUCCCAUGUAAAACAAAAACCAGACACACACACAUACACACAAAAUCAAAACCUUUCUUCUCUGCUUCAAACUUUUAUACCAUGAAAGAUGCAUUUUAUGACUGUUUCGGACCGUCUUGUACAAAAAAAAAAUACAAAGUUUAACAUUAUGCACAGCUAGUUAUAAAAAAAAGGUGUGGUGAACAUAUCUAAAGAUGCAUAUCAGGUUCAUAAACAGUUGUUUUGCACCCGAGGGGGACAUAUUAGCUGUACAUUAUAUAUUUCUGUGAUGCCGUGCUUACUUAAUUUCAUUCACAAUAAUUCAGUACUAAGGUUCAAAUCAGUGUACAUCACUCACUCCUGUUUUGAUUGAUCAUAGUUAUGAGAUGAAAACAGUGACUUAAACUAGAGUAGGUCUGUCUCAAAUUCUAUGGAAAAAUUUGAGCGGCUUUUUAUUUUUUUGGCUGGG
Molecule: messenger RNA, 2339 nt
Organism: Leptosomus discolor (cuckoo roller)
Lineage: Eukaryota; Metazoa; Chordata; Aves; Leptosomiformes; Leptosomidae
Source: RefSeq, a predicted model, not a curated record